Aspergillus calidoustus is the source of this 663-nucleotide messenger RNA. Lineage: Eukaryota; Fungi; Ascomycota; Eurotiomycetes; Eurotiales; Aspergillaceae. The record is from the annotation of a GenBank genome assembly.
AUGGGCUAUGACCUGUACUAUACGUACAUGUCGCAGAGUGACAGUUUUGUCCUGUCGGGCACCCAGCGAUAUGGCAAACCACUAGCAAACCCGCCCGUCUUCGACGCGAUUAACCAGAUCCCAGCGGUUUCCAGGAGAAAUUCUGUCGCGAAACUGAGUAGUCAGACACAGGGAUCCGAGGAAUUGGGAACAACAAGGCACCUAUUCGGCACGCUUACUGUCUCACCCUCCCGUGUCCUCCUCUCUCAAGCGAUCAGCAUCUUCGAGGAAGAGGUUCAAGCAAUCAAGUCCGUAACUGGUCUCGUCCCGAACCUCGUAUCCUACGCAGUGCCUCGCAACGCCAUCGCAGCCAUGAAACAACGCGGCGGAAAUGCUCUUGGAAUCGAGGGAGACGGGCCCCUCUUCCUCAUUCUCAUCUCCACGGCCUGGUCCGACGCAGCCGGCGACGCCGCAGUCAAUUCGAUGACGGAGAAUACCAUCUCUAGGCUCAGGGAAGCAGCCACAACCCUUGGUGUUGCGCAUCGGUACCUGUAUAUCAAUUAUGCGUCGGCGCAACAGGCGCAAGAUGUCUUUGCGGGUUAUGGAGAGGAGAAUGCACGCAGACUGCGUGAGAUCCAGCGGGCUGUUGAUCUGCAUGGUGUAUAUACCUCUCAGGGUUUGUAG